Messenger RNA from Pseudogymnoascus destructans, 2675 nucleotides. RefSeq lists its product as uncharacterized. NCBI's taxonomy places the organism in Eukaryota, Fungi, Ascomycota, Leotiomycetes, Thelebolales, Thelebolaceae. The transcript has 2 exons. The coding region runs from base 1455 to 2675 and encodes 406 amino acids. The record is from RefSeq and is a predicted model, not a curated record.
GGGGGCGCCGUAGGGUUGCUGGGGGGCGCCAUAAGGUUGUUGCGGGGGGGCUCCGUAAGCGGGCUGCUGGCCGUAGGGGGGAUGUUGGCCUUGGGGAGGGGCGUCGUAGGGUUGUUGAGGGGGAGCACCGUAGGCGGGCUGCUGUCCGUAAGGUGGUUGUUGUCCAUACUGUGGUUGCUGGCCAUAUGGAGGCUGUUGCCCUUGGGGAGCGCCGUAUUGGGGUUGUUGGCCAUAUGGAGGCUGCUGGGGAGCUCCGUAAGGGGGCUGUUGGCCUUGGGGGGCGCCGUAUUGGGGCUGCUGGCCGUAUUGAGGUUGCUGGCCAUACGGCGGCUGCUGUCCUGGAGGCGGAGCGCCAUACUGAGGCUGUUGUCCGUACUGGGGCUGUUGUCCAUAUGGAGGCUGCUGUCCUGGGGGAGGAGCGCCGUAUUGGUUUGGAGGUGGGGCGCCACCGCCAUAGGGUUGUUGGUAAGCCAUUUUCGAUUUAUGGAAUGUUGAAGACUGGGGAGAGAGCUCUUUGAGGUCGAUGGAGAUGGAGAUGGAUGCUCAGGAUGCUCAGGAUGCUCUGGAUGCUCAGGAUGCAGUGCAGUGAUGAUGGAAGCGUCAGAGAUGGCGAGUGGCUGAUGUGUCCAACUGUUCCCGGAUAGCGGGGCUGAAGGAUGGGGGAGAGCUUGGGAACUCGUCACAGUUUGGGUCUGAUCGGUUCUAAUCGUUCAACCCGAGACUUGGCGGUCCAGUGAGAUGACAGUGAAAGUCCCCAUGAGAUGCUAGUGAAUCCUAGUGAAAUCCCGGUGAAUCCCGGUGAAUCCCGGUGAUUCCCAGUGAGUCCCAGCGAGUCCCAGUGAGUCCCAGUGAGUCCCAGUGAAAUCCUAAUAAAUCCUGAUGGAGAAAAUGAUACCGCGCUUGUGAAGAUGGAGCACAUUUCGCUGAUAGUCUUACCAAUAUUUUAUCUGGGGCUUGGCGGGGCAGGUAGUCACGGCGCAAACAAGGCUGAGGCUUGGCGGGGCAGGUAGUCAUGGCGCAAACAAGGCUGAGAGCUCCAGGAGAUCUUCACAUUUACCCUCUUCGGUCAGUCAUACAAACGACGCCACACUCAUAUCAUAUCACUCUAAGGGUCCAACAACAUCAUCCGGGUCCAACACGGGUCCAGGUCCAACAUCACCAGGGUAUCAGGGUAUCAUCGUACGCUUCGGUACAGAUAUCCCUCAAUCCAGCGUUGGUGAUGCAUUGGAAGCUGGAGUCAAUAUCAACAUUUCAUUUCGUCUUCUCCUUCGAUUGGUGAGCGCAGUAACCUGGGCGCGUAACUCUCACACCAUUCCUUGUCUGUAGACCCGCGCUGCAAGGCCGCGCUGCAAGGGGUCCCUCUCAAUGAAUGGCACACCCAUAACCCCCGCCAAUCCUCACAGCAAACAAGCCUCCCAGCGGCCCAACGCCCACAUCAAGCUUCUCAUCCUGACAUGGGCGGCAACGUCUUUGCCAACUGCUUGACCCCCCGCAUGCCCCCUUCGGUCUACUUCCCCACCCGCGACCGCUGUCAUGCCAUUCUCUCAAACUACUAUACCCACAUCUGUACGCCCCUCGAAGCUCCGGAGAAGACAUCAUUCGGGGACAUCGACAUCCUAGUCCACGGCCCGGUGUCCAACCCGCCAAUACCUCUCAAAGAGCUCGGCGCCGCCCUCAACGCUGCCGCCAAAAUCCUCCCGCGCACUGAGAAUCCGGAAGCUAAUUUUGCUAUCCCCUGGCUGUCCUUUUCCUCUCUCGACUCAACAACCUCCACCCCCGACGCCCCAGAACUCCGGGAUAAACAAAACCGCUUCAUCCAACUCGACAUCCUCACCCUCCCCACCGCAACCUCCUUCCACUUCCUCUCCUUCACCCACGCCCACUCCGGCCUCUUCACCCUCCUCGGCCCCUCUCUCCGGCAGUCCGGUCUAAUCCUCACCCCCACCUCCCUCUCCCUCCGCAUCCCCUCCAUCGAGGCCCACCGGCGCCGCGGCUCUACCCUCCCCCUAACCUCCAACCCGUCUGCGAUCCUCGACUUUUUGGGUCUGGAGAAGAAGGGGUACUGGACGCGGUUCGAGAGCGUGGAGGAGAUGUUUGGGUAUGUCGCGAGCAGUCGGCUUUUUACUACGAGGGUGAGGGAGGAGGAGGAGGGGGAGGGGAAGGUGAAGCAUCGGAAUAGGAGGAAUUCUCGACGUCCGCUGUUUGUGCGGUGGAAAGAGGAGUUUUUGCCGCGCGCGAGUAUGGAGGGGGGAUAUGACCGCCUUGUCCCCUCGCGCGAGGAGGUGAGGGAGGAGGCAUUCAUGACGUGGCCGCCGGCGCGGGAUUUGUAUGAGGCUCAGGCUAAGGCGUUUGAGGAAGAGAGACAACUUGAAGAGGUAGGUAAGUUGAUUCGCGAGGGUGUGCCGGUGGAUGUGGUGGCGUUGGGGUUACCCCUCGGGACCAGGGGGGCAGCGAUGAGGGGGUUGAAGAGGAUUUUGGUGGAGAGGGAUGAGUCAUAUGGGGUUGUUUUGCCGGAGGGGGUGAAGGGGGAGGAGGGGUGGGAUUUGGAGGGGGUGGAGAAGUUUGUUGAGAUGAGGUGGGAGGAGGUUGGGAGGGCGGGGUUGGAGAGGGGGUUUGGUAGGAUGGUGGAGAAGAGGGAGGCGAAGAGGGGGCAAAUGGACGGGGGCGAUGCUUGA